This is a messenger RNA of Trematomus bernacchii (emerald rockcod), 2188 nucleotides long. It is a transcript of the gene acsl5, whose product is annotated as acyl-CoA synthetase long chain family member 5. NCBI's taxonomy places the organism in Eukaryota, Metazoa, Chordata, Actinopteri, Perciformes, Nototheniidae. Gene Ontology annotation, molecular function: arachidonate-CoA ligase activity. Gene Ontology annotation, cellular component: mitochondrion; membrane; endoplasmic reticulum. The transcript has 21 exons. The coding region runs from base 122 to 2170 and encodes 682 amino acids. The record is from RefSeq and is a predicted model, not a curated record. Gene Ontology annotation, biological process: long-chain fatty acid metabolic process.
UGUACUCCUCAGAGCAGAGGAGGAAGAUCUGCUGUGCUCACACAAACCACACACACACCUGCGUGUGAGCUAAGAGCGGAGUGGAACACCUGAGAGGACCGGCAGCAGCAGACCUUGCACCAUGGACUUCCUGCUCCAGCUUCUGUUCUCGCCCCUCCCGACCUCGGCCAUCGUCUCGCUGUUCGCCCUGGCAGCUGGCGUCGUGUUCUACCUGCACACCCGGCCCAGCCCCCUGCCCAGCCCCAUAGACCUCCACCACCAGUCUGAGGGCAUCAAGGAUGGAGCGAGGAAGAGUAUGUUGCUUGAAGAUAACAACAACCUAAUUUCGUAUUACCAUGAAGACGCCAAGACACUCUAUGAGGUCUUUCAGAGGGGCCUUAAGGUUUCAGGUAACGGACCAUGCUUGGGCUACAGAAAAACUGGGAAGCCGUACCAGUGGCUGAAGUACAAACAGGUGUCUGAUAGAGCGGAGCACCUGGGGUCAGGGCUUCUUCAUAAAGGACUGAAGCCCAACUCUGACACUUUUAUCGGCAUCUUUGCACAGAAUAGACCUGAGUGGAUUAUUGGCGAACAGGCCUGCUACACCUACUCCAUGGUAGCAGUUCCCCUGUACGACACCCUGGGUCCUGAAGCUCUCGUGUUCAUUAUCGACCGAGCGGAGAUCUCCACAGUGCUGUGCGACAAUGAGAAGAAAGCAGAAACACUGCUGCAGAGCCGAGAGGAAGGCCAGACUCCAGUCCUCAAAACCAUCGUCAUCAUGGACCCCUUCCCCUCUGAGCUGGUCGAGCGGGGAACCAAGUGUGGGGUGGACAUCGUGUCCAUGCAGGAUGUGGAGGCUUUGGGGAAGAGUAAUCACCAAGAGCCAAUUCCACCAAAGCCAGAGGAUCUCAGUAUUGUUUGCUUCACCAGCGGCACUACAGGAAACCCCAAGGGAGCGAUGUUGACCCAUGAGAACGUGGUCUCUGAUGUUGCGGGUGUCAUCAAGAGCAUAGAAGUUGCAGGUGGUCCAACCACUGAGGAUGUCAGCAUUUCCUUCCUGCCUUUAGCACACAUGUUCGAGAGAGUGGUACAGGUGGUGAUGUAUGGUGCUGGGGGUAAGGUGGGGUUCUUCCAGGGAGACAUCAGACUGCUGCCAGACGACAUGAAGGUGCUGCAGCCCACCAUCUUCCCCGCCGUGCCUCGACUCCUCAACCGCGUCUACGACAAAGUUCAGAAUAGCGCCCAAACCUCCUUCAAGAAGUGGCUGCUGAACUUCGCUGUGGAGAGCAAGUUUGCUGAAGUGAAGCAGGGCAUCGUCAGGAAGAACAGCAUCUGGGACAAACUAAUCUUCCACAAAGUCCAGGAGUCUCUGGGGGGGCGAGUUCGGGUCAUGGUGACGGCGGCAGCACCCAUCUCUCCAUCUGUGCUCAACUUCCUCAGGGCGUCUCUGGGCUGCCAGAUCUUCGAGGCGUACGGACAGACGGAGUGCACCGCCGCCUGCACCUUCACCAUGCCGGGAGACGCCACCUCAGGGCAUGUUGGGGGGCCGCUGCCUUGUAAUGUGGUGAAGUUGGUGGAUGUCGAAGAAAUGAACUACUUUGCUUCAAAUGGAGAAGGAGAGGUGUGUAUCAAGGGUAAAAAUGUGUUCAAGGGGUACUUGAAGGACCCAAAGAUGACUGCAGAGGCCCUGGAUAAGGACGGUUGGCUCCACACCGGAGACAUCGGGAAAUGGCUUCCGACUGGAGUUUUGAAAAUAAUCGACCGGAAGAAGAAUAUCUUCAAGCUGUCUCAGGGGGAGUACAUUGCACCGGAGAAGAUUGAGAACGUCUACGGACGCAGCGGAACUGUGGCCCAAGUGUUUGUGCACGGAGACAGUCUACAGUCCUGCCUGAUCGCCAUCGUGGUCCCUGAUCCCGACACCCUGCCAGGUUUGGCAAAGAGUCUUGGGUGCAAAGGCUCCAUUGAAGAACUCUGCAAAAACACGGAAAUUAAGAAAGCCAUUCUGUCAGACAUGACUAAGCUGGGCAAAGAGGCAGGACUCAAGUCCUUUGAGCAGGUAAAAGAGGUGUACCUCCACUCAGAGCAGUUCACCAUUGAGAACGGUCUGUUAACGCCAACCCUGAAGGCCAAGAGGGCCGAGCUCAAAAACCUCUUCCAGCCACAGAUCGACAAACUGUACGCUAACCUCUAAUAAACGAUUACACCACCA